Molecule: messenger RNA, 1927 nt
Organism: Lynx canadensis (Canada lynx)
Lineage: Eukaryota; Metazoa; Chordata; Mammalia; Carnivora; Felidae
Product: butyrophilin-like protein 1
Exons: 10
Coding region: 108-1775 (555 amino acids)
Biological process (GO): T cell receptor signaling pathway; regulation of cytokine production
Cellular component (GO): external side of plasma membrane
Molecular function (GO): signaling receptor binding
Source: RefSeq, a predicted model, not a curated record
GUCAGCGCCUCUUGGCAGCUCCAUUUGCCCCCCUUCCUAAGUACAUUUUCCAAUCCAGGGAUGGGUUAGAAACUUGCUGCUCCCAGCACCUACAGCCACACCUUUGGAUGCUGACCACAAGAACAACCAGGUACCAACUGUCUCUGGAGCUGGGCCUUGUAGUUGCACUGAGGAGAUCAGGAGUUUCCAGGAAGCCCCUGGCUCAAUCUGGAUGUGAGAAAGAAAUGUGUGGUGAUGUGGAGAAGAUGGUGGGCUCUCCUGGCUAUUAUGCUGGCUUCCUCCUUCCUGUCCUCCUUCUCCAGAUGUCUACAUGGUACUCAACAGUGUCCGGGUUUUCUGUAAAGGGACCGGUUGAGCCAAUCGUGGUUCUGCUAGGGGCAGAUGCCACUCUGCCUUGCCAGCUGUCCCCUGAGCAGAGUGCAACCCACAUGCACAUCCGGUGGUACCGAGCCCAACUCUCCCCUGCUGUGCUUGUGUACCAGAAUGAACAGGAACAAAGUGGGGAGCAAAUGCUGGAAUACCGUGGCAGGACAGAGUUGGUGAGGGACUCCAUCAGCAAAGGGGGUGUGGCCCUGCUGAUCCAACAUGUCCGUGCUUCUGAUCAUGGCCAGUACCGGUGUCAUUUUAAAGAUGGUCACAGUUCCCAAGAAGCCGUUGUGGAGCUGCAUGUUAUAGGGUUGGGCUCUGUGCCUCGUGUUCACAUGAUGGGGCCCGUGGAUGGUGGGAUACAAGUACUGUGCUCUGCAGAAGGCUGGUUCCCAAAACCCAGGGUACAGUGGAGUGACAUGAUGGGUGUGAAGCUACAGUCUCUCACUGAGUCUCACACCCAAGAUGAAGAUGGGCUCUUCCAUGUGGAAGCAUCUCUUGUGGUCACAGACAGCUCUCUGGGCAAUGUGACCUGUUCCAUCCAGAAUCCCCUCUCUGGUCAGGAGAAAGUGUCAGCCAUCUUCCUCCCAGAGCCCUUCUUCCCCAGGAUGUCUUCAUGGAAGGCAGCCCUGGUUGGGACAGUCCCUACACUGGUGCUCCUCCUCACUGGGAUCAGCUACAUUGGCUGGAGAGAACACCAAGCCAAAGAAAGAGAAGUAAAGAAAAGGAAGAAAGAAUCUCAGGAAAGAGAUCAGAUGGAGAAUGAAAAGGAAUUGGCACUUAAGGCGAAAGAGAACCUCAAAAAAGAACUUGAACAGCGAAAGUCACUAUACCAUGAAGUUUGGAAGAAGGCCCUGCUGUAUCCUGACUGGAGGAAGGAACAGUUCCAGCCUGCCACUGUGACUGUAAAUCAGGAAAUCUUUCAUCAGAAUAAUUCUGACCCAGAGAGAAAAGAGAACUUCAAAGAGGAAACACACGAUCUGUCUCUCAGGGAUAAGCAAGGAGACUGCAACCUUAUCACACUGAAUCAGCAAGACUUCACCUCAGGAAAACAUUACUGGGAAGUGGAUGUUAAGGACGCUGAUGAGUGGACUCUAGGCAUUUAUGAGAAUCCCACAGACAGCAGGGAGUUAUCCAAAGAUCUACAAAACAAGAAAUUCAGAGUCUUAGAGAAGAAAGGAUGUGAAUACAGGGCUCUCACCUAUUGCCUCCAAAACAUUUCUCUGCAAGAGUGUCUCUUGAUAAAAAAGUGUCCACAAAAGAUUGUGAUUUUUUUGGAUUAUGAGGAUAAUGACAUUUCUUUCUAUGACAUGACUGAGGGUACCCACAUCUUCUCCUUCACCCAGGCAACUUUCUCUGGGUCACUCUAUCCUUACUUCAACCUUAAAUCCAUGAAGCUCUCCUUAUAGGUGUAAUAUUAAGUGACUUAGAGGAAGAACCCAUACUGUGAGGAUAAUAGCCCAUUCUCUGUAAACUCUAGAUUGCUAGGGUGUUUUUUUUUAAGUUUGUUUAUUUAUUUUGAGAGAGAGAAAGAGAGUGGGGGAGGGGGAUAGAGGGAGGG